This is a messenger RNA of Talpa occidentalis (Iberian mole), 1865 nucleotides long. It is a transcript of the gene GPR50, whose product is annotated as G protein-coupled receptor 50. The coding region runs from base 120 to 1865 and encodes 581 amino acids. The transcript has 2 exons. Lineage: Eukaryota; Metazoa; Chordata; Mammalia; Eulipotyphla; Talpidae. The record is from RefSeq and is a predicted model, not a curated record. Gene Ontology annotation, biological process: G protein-coupled receptor signaling pathway. Gene Ontology annotation, cellular component: membrane. Gene Ontology annotation, molecular function: melatonin receptor activity.
GCUGUCAUUCGCUCUCUGGCUCUCAGAGUGUGAGGCACGCUUUUCUGAAGCUCCUGGUGACUGAGCAGGUGUUUGCUUUCUGGACCCUGCUGGGAGAUCUAACAGUCUCCAGCAGCAAUAUGGGUCCCACCCUGGCAGUUCCCACCCCAUACGGGUGUAUUGGCUGUAAACUGCCCCAGCCAGACUACCCACCGGCUCUGAUCACCUUUAUGUUCUGCGCGAUGGUUAUCACCAUCGUGGUGGACCUGAUCGGCAACUCCAUGGUCAUUUUGGCUGUGAGUAAGAACAAGAAACUCCGAAAUUCUGGCAACAUCUUCGUGGUUAGCCUCUCUGCAGCUGACAUGCUGGUGGCCAUCUACCCCUACCCUCUGAUGCUGCGGGCCAUGGCCGUCGGGGGCUGGGAUAUGAGCCAGUUCCAGUGCCAAAUGGUGGGCUUCAUCACAGGGCUGAGUGUCGUUGGCUCCAUCUUCAACAUCGUGGCAAUCGCCAUCAACCGCUACUGCUACAUCUGCCACAGCCUCCAGUAUGAGCGAAUCUUCAGCGUGCGCAAUACCUGCAUUUACCUGGUCGUCACCUGGAUCAUGACCGUCCUGGCUGUUGUGCCCAACCUGUACAUUGGCACCAUCGAGUACGAUCCUCGCACCUACACCUGUAUCUUCAACUAUCUGAACAACCCCGUCUUUGCUGUGACCAUCGUCUGCAUCCACUUCGUCCUCCCUCUGCUCAUAGUGGGCUUCUGCUACUUGAGGAUCUGGACCCGCGUGCUGGCCGCCCGAGACCCGGCCGGGCAGAAUCCUGACAACCAGCUUGCUGAGGUGCGCAACUUCCUAACCAUGUUUGUGAUCUUCCUCCUCUUUGCAGUGUGCUGGUGCCCUAUCAACGUGCUCACUGUCUUGGUGGCUGUCAGCCCGAAGGACAUGGCAGGCAAGAUCCCCAACUGGCUUUACCUUGCAGCCUACUUCAUAGCCUACUUCAACAGCUGCCUCAACGCUGUCAUCUACGGGCUCCUCAACGAGAACUUCCGAAGAGAAUACUGGGUUGUGUUCCACGCCAUGCGGCACCCCAUCCUGUUCCUCUCUGGCCUCAUCACUGAUGUUCGCGAGACCCGGGAGGCCCGCACCCUGGCCCGUGCCCGUGCCCGUGCCCGUGACCAAGCCCGGGAGCACGUCCAUGAAGAAGAGCGGGUCUCUCCUGCUGUGGAGGAAAUACCAAUGAGUGUCCGGAAUGUUCCAUUACCCGGUGACAGUGCUGCUGGACAGCCUGAGCAUGCCUCUGGCCACCCCAGGCCAGCCUCUGCCCAUGCCAGGUCUGCCUCUGCACACCGCAAAUCUGCCUCAGCCCACCCCAAGUCUGUCUUCAGCCACCCCAAGCCUGCCUCCGGCCACCCCAAGUCCGCCACUGUCUAUCCGAAGCCUGCCACAGUCCACUUCAAGGCUGACUCUGUCCAUUUCAAGCCUGCCUCUGUCCAUUUCAAGGCUGACUCUGUCCAUUUCAAGCCUGCCUCCGGCCUCUCCAAGUCCAUCACUGGUCACCACUCCAAGACCUUCAGCCCUGCCACCAGCCGCCCGAAACCCACCACCGGUCACGUCAAGCCUGCCGCCAGCCACCAUGAGCCCACCUUCGCCGACUACCCUGCGCCUGCUGCUGCCAGCCACCCUGAGCCUACCCUCGCCACCCCUCCAGAACUCUCUGCCUCCAGCUCUUCCACUGGCUCCCCUGAGCCUGCUGCCAGUCUCUGGGGGCUUCCUGCUGUGGCUGCUGCCACCACCAGUGAUGAAGAUGACCUUCUGACCCCCACUGUGCUCACCACUGCCGUGGACGAGAUAUCCGUCAUCGACAUCGAUUCUGAUGAAUUGGCCGUGUGA